AACUUAGCGUUAAAGACCGUCAAAGACUUCUCCUGAGUCCUUUGCGCCGGAAACCGCCGUGACGAGAUUACAGAGGGAGAGAGAGAUAUCAUGGAGAGAAAAAGCUUUAAUACAGAGAAGAGAUCCGGAGCACUGGAUCCGGGUUCAGGAUUCGGAUCUUCGAAGAGGGUCAAAACACAUCACACGCAGCUGCUUCCGCCUCUGGUUGUGCCGGUGGGACACGCGGCAUUUAGAUUGCUCUGCCCUUUAUCGCACGUCGGUGCGGUGAUUGGAAAAUCUGGAAACGUUAUCAAACAGCUCCAACAAUCAACCGGAGCUAAGAUACGGGUAGAGGAGCCUCCGUUUGGGUCUCCGGAUCGGGUCAUCACGAUAAUUGCGCAAGCAGAUUCGAAAUCAAGGGUGAAAUUGGGUGUUAAUAACAAUGGGAAUGCAGAAGGAGAGAAGAAGGAGGAGGAAGUUGAGGUAUCUAAAGCACAAGGAGCGUUGAUUAAGGUAUUCGAGCUUUUAGCGGCGGAAGCGGAUAGUGAUACGGUCGUGUGCCGAUUGUUGACGGAGUCUAGCCAUGCCGGUGCUGUGAUAGGCAAAGGUGGUCAAAUGGUGGGGAGCAUUAGGAAAGAAACUGGCUGCAAAAUUUCUAUACGGACUGAGAAUUUGCCGAUUUGCGCUGACACUGAUGACGAGAUGGUGGAGAUUGAAGGAAAUGCUAUCGCUGUGAAGAAAGCUCUUGUGUCUAUCUCCCGCUGCUUGCAAAAUUGUCAAUCGAUUGACAUGGUAAGGAUGGUCGGAAACAGACCUCUAGAAAAAGAGUUCCAAGCAUCUUUGCAUAGGCCGAUAGAGACAAUCAUUCAGGAGUCUCUUCCUAGGUCCAUUGAAGUUAACCCUUACGAUUAUAGGCUGAGGAAAGACGAGAUAUUUCCCCGAGGUACCUUAGCUCGGUCUAGCGAUGUGAUUCCUCAUGAUACUUUGCAUCAUAGGCAUAUCGAGGCGGUUCCCCAGGGUGCUUUACGCAUGCAUAUUGAGGCAGACCGGCAAGAUGCUUUACGCAGGCAUGUUGAGGCGGACCGACAAGAUGCUUUACGCAGGCAUAUUGAGGCAGACCGGCAAGAUGUUUUACGCAGGCAUAUUGAUGUGGUUCCUCGAGAAACGUUAUACAUGCCUUCCGAUGUUGUCAGGGGAGAUUGUUUUCGACAGCAUAAAGAGAGGGAUGAUUCUCUUGAUUCCUUGCAUAGACCUUUCGAGAUGGUUCCACGUGAUGCUAUGGGCAUGCCUUUUGAGUCGUUUCCACGUGAUGCUUACGGAAGGCCUAUUGAAACAAUCCCACAAGAAACUCUUCGUCGGCAAAGUGCAGAUUAUCUUGCACAUCGUUAUUCGACUCUAGACACACAUAGCAUUACUACGUCUGCUUCAAUAGCUAACACUGCCUCCAUGAAGCCGCCUCCAUCAGAAGUGGAAGUAGGGAACCAAGAUGUGGUUUUUAAGAUACUUUGUUCCACUGAGAAUGCUGGCGGAGUUAUCGGGAGUGGGGGUAAAGUUGUCAGGAUGCUUCAUAGCGAAACAGGUGCCUUCAUAAAUGUGGGAAAUACACUUGCUGAUUGUGAAGAACGUCUGAUUGCAGUAACUGCACCAGAGAACCCUGAAUGUCAAAGCUCGCCAGCCCAGAAAGCUAUUAUGCUUCUUUUUUCUAGAUUAUUUGAGCUUUCCACUAAAAAAAUCCUAGAUAAUGGCCCAAGGACAUCUAUCACUGCACGGCUUGUUGUCCCAACAAGUCAGAUUGGUUGUGUGCUGGGGAAAGGAGGUGUUAUUGUUUCAGAAAUGCGGAAAACCACUGGGGCCACAAUUCAAAUUUUGAAGGUUGAGCAGAACCCAAAAUGUGUUUCAGAGAAUGAUCAAGUUAUCCAGAUUACAGGAGAGUUCCCUAAUGUGAGAGAAGCCAUUUUCCAUAUUACAAGCAGGCUGCGAGGCAGUGUUUUCUCCAACUCAAUGAAAAAUUCCAAAACCAAGAGCAGCUCCGCGUUAGCUACAGAGAGAAUCUACCACAGACAAUCAGAUAAUCCUCUGUCUAUUGGGUCUCAUCAAUCCGUUAGUAAUCCACCUACCAACUCUUCAAGUCUGCACAGAAGAUCUGAGGAUUCCUUUUUAAGUGGGUCUCAUUCAUCAGUUAACUAUUCCAGACCUGUUGGCACAGAUCCUUACGUAAGACCAGAAGACCCGUUUCCUGAUAGGUUUAAUCCCUCAGCAGGCUAUUCUCCUAAUUUUGGUCGGCGGUUUACCAUGGACCACAGUGAUAUCUCCCAUCACUUAACUGAGGUCCCAUCUCGUUUGUGGGCGUCCCCGCCUCCAGCAGCUCCAAGAGGCUUAUCUGAUGCCAGUGGCGGAUUAUCUUCUGCUAGGGCUGGCCAUGCGCUUGGCAGUGGACACAAAUCUGCCAUCGUUACAAACACAACCGUGGAAAUUAGAGUUCCAGAAAAUGCUAUGAGCUUUGUGUAUGGAGAGCAGGGCUACAAUCUAGAGCAACUGAGACAGAUAUCGGGUGCGAGGGUCAUAGUCCAUGAACCUCCUCUAGGAACAAGUGACAGGAUCAUUGUCAUAUCUGGAACACCUGAUCAAACCCAGGCAGCUCAAAACCUCCUUCAUGCCUUCAUCCUUACAGGUGAAACCUCAUUGUCCAAAAAAUACAACCUAAACUAGAACCACACGGUUGUAACCAUACAAGAAACAAAAAAUAGUCGA
Molecule: messenger RNA, 2730 nt
Organism: Arabidopsis arenosa
Lineage: Eukaryota; Viridiplantae; Streptophyta; Magnoliopsida; Brassicales; Brassicaceae
Source: the annotation of a GenBank genome assembly